AUGGGACCAACGAAGAGAAAUAAUACGAAAGCACCCGAUCUGAACAAACGACGUAGACGUGUGUAUUCCUUACAGGAAAAAGUAGAGAUGAUCAAGAAAAUAUACGACGGUGCAAGCUUCGCUGGUGUGGGCCGCGAGUUUGGUGUUAAUGAAUCUACCAUUCGUUCCAUUUACAAAGUGCGUGGAGAUAUAAUGAACGCAUUCACGGAUGCUGCCCCUAGAUCAGUGAAUCGAAUAGUCAGAGUACAUAAAGAUGCUUUUAUUCAGCCCAUGGAAAAGGGGGUUUAUUUGUGGAUGCAGGAUUGUUACAGUAAGCGGCUUCCUGUAUCAACAAAACGUAUCCAGGAUCGUGCCAAGCAAAUAUAUAAGAGCUUGGUUGAGCUUAGUGAUGUUGUUGAUAAGGACAAAUAUACUUUUCAAGGUAGCCGUGGUUGGGUACAGAAAUUCAUUAAACGAUAUAAUUUAGCCAGCAAACUUGUGCCAGGUGAUGCAACAUCAGAUGAUACAGAGACUACUCGGCGUUAUCUGGAAGAAUUUUAUAAAAUGAUGAAUGAGGGUGGAUAUUUACCGUGUCAAGUUUUUAAUGCAGUUGAAACAGCCCUUUAUUGGAAAAAGAUGCCCGAAAAAAGUUACGUAGCCAAAGAGGAGGCCAGGACGACAGGGUUUAAAGAUGCUAAAGACCGUGUGUCUCUGUUGUUCUGUUGUAACGGCUCUGGUGAUUUCAAAGCUAAACCACUGCUUAUCCAUCAUUCUGCCCGGCCUAGUCCUUUCCAGAACAUUAGCAUGUUAACUCUCCCUGUGCACUGGCGUGCUAAUAAAAAUGGGUGGAUGACUAAAGUGAUUUUUGAAGAAUGGUUUAUGACCCACUUCCGCGCUGAAGUGAAAGAAUACUGUGCCAGAAAGAAUAUUUCUUUUAAAGCAAUUCUUGUGUUAGACAAUUGUCCUGGCUAUUCUACAAACUUAAAUGACCUUCAAAAUGAAAUCAAAGUGAUUUAUCUACCGCCUAACACCCGGACAUUGCUGCAACCUAUGAACCAAGAAGUGAUGGCCACAUUUAAGCUUCUCUAUCUUGACCUUACCUUUGAGAAUAUACACAAGGCACUGGUGGACGAUGAGGAACUAACUGUUCGGCAAUAUUUGAAACGAUUCAACAUUCUACACGGUGUCCGCUUCAUUGGCAAGGCUUGGCAAGCUGUAAAUCAAGGAUGUCUUUUGAAUGGAUGGCGCAACUUAUUGCCUGACACAACUCCAGACUUCGUUGGGUUUGAAGAGGAUAACAUGACUCGAGUUCUGAACAUGGCAAAAGCAUUACCUGGGGAUGGUUUUCAAGAACUCGAUGAAACCGACAUUUGGGAUAUGAUGGAAGCUCCCGAACGAGAAUUAAAUGAUACAGAGGUGUUGGAAUUAGUCGACGAAAGACAAAACGACAUAGGUACAGAGGACGAUGACUGUGUAGAGUCUAGUCCAACAUUAACCAUGUCAAACCUAAAAAAAAUAAUGUCCUACUAUGAGCAGUUGACUCAACUCAUACAGGAAGCAGAUCCAAGUUUUGAGAGAAAAGAAUCUGUAACUGCCAUUCUAGAUCGUGGCAUUGCACCCUACAAGGAAAUUUAUAGGGAACGACAGGCAUUAAAUAAGCAGUCGAUGAUAACUCCUCUCUUUGGCAGUUUUUCUGAUUCUCCAGCACCGCAAAAAGAGGAACCAAACAGUCACUUAACGACACACAAACGUAGUCACACAGGAGAUAAACCAUAUCACUGUGAUAUCUGUGGUAAUUUUGAAAAUAUGCAAAGACUUAGUGAAACAAUUGUGACAAUAUUAGUCUGGGGUUUGGAACAUAAAUUAACAUGA
Octopus bimaculoides (California two-spot octopus) is the source of this 1851-nucleotide messenger RNA. Its product is annotated as tigger transposable element-derived protein 1-like. Lineage: Eukaryota; Metazoa; Mollusca; Cephalopoda; Octopoda; Octopodidae. The record is from RefSeq and is a predicted model, not a curated record.